This is a messenger RNA of Passer montanus (Eurasian tree sparrow), 1073 nucleotides long. RefSeq names its product myosin-7-like. The annotation marks the transcript as partial. Lineage: Eukaryota; Metazoa; Chordata; Aves; Passeriformes; Passeridae. The transcript has 8 exons. The record is from RefSeq and is a predicted model, not a curated record. Gene Ontology annotation, molecular function: ATP binding; cytoskeletal motor activity. Gene Ontology annotation, cellular component: myosin complex.
AUGAUGCUGGUGACCAACAACCCCUAUGACUAUGCCUUCAUCUCCCAAGGAGAGACCACAGUUCCAUCCAUUGAUGAUGGAGAGGAGCUCCUGGCCACAGAUAGUGCCUUUGAUGUCCUGGGAUUCACUCCAGAGGAGAAGAACUCCAUCUAUAAACUGACAGGAGCCAUCAUGCACUUUGGCAACAUGAAGUUCAAGCAGAAACAACGGGAAGAGCAGGCAGAACCAGAUGGCACAGAAGAGGCAGACAAGUCAGCUUACCUAAUGGGGCUGAACUCAGCUGAUCUUCUCAAGGGGUUGUGCCACCCUCGGGUCAAGGUGGGCAAUGAGUAUGUCACCAAGGGGCAGAAUGUCCAGCAGGAUCAACAAUUCACUGGAGACCAAGCCCAGGAGCAAGACAACCUGGCUGACGCUGAGGAGCGCUGUGACCAGCUGAUCAAGAACAAGAUCCAGCUGGAAGCCAAGGUGAAAGAGAUGACUGAGCGGAUGGAGGAUGAGGAGGAGAUGAAUGCAGAGUUGACAGCAAAGAAAAGGAAGCUGGAGGAUGAAUGCUCAGAGCUGAAGAAAGAUAUUGAUGACCUGGAGUUGUCAUUGGCCAAAGUGGAAAAGGAGAAACACGCCACUGAGAACAAGGUCAAGAACCUCACAGAGGAGAUGGCCGGGCUGGAUGAGAUCAUUGUCAAGUUAACGAAGGAGAAGAAGGCCCUGCAAGAAUCUCAUCAGCAAGCUCUGGAUGACCUGCAGGCAGAGGAAGACAAGGUCAACACCUUGACAAAAGCCAAAGUCAAGCUGGAACAGCAAGUGGAUGAUCUGGAGAGUUCACUGGAGCAAGAGAAGAAGAUCCGGAUGGACCUGGAACGGGCCAAAAGGAAGCUGGAAGGUGACUUGAAGUUGGCUCAGGAGAAUAUCAUGGACUUGGAGAAUGACAAGCAGCAGUUGGAUGAGAGGCUGAAAAAGAAAGACUUUGAGCUCAAUGCCCUCAACGCCAGAAUUGAGGAUGAGCAAGCAGUUGCAGCACAGCUCCAGAAGAAGCUCAAAGAACUUCAGGCGCGGAUUGAGGAGCUGGAGGAGGA